Molecule: messenger RNA, 2439 nt
Organism: Helicoverpa armigera (cotton bollworm)
Lineage: Eukaryota; Metazoa; Arthropoda; Insecta; Lepidoptera; Noctuidae
Gene: Der-1
Product: Derlin-1
Exons: 5
Coding region: 240-992 (250 amino acids)
Biological process (GO): endoplasmic reticulum unfolded protein response
Cellular component (GO): Hrd1p ubiquitin ligase ERAD-L complex; endoplasmic reticulum membrane
Molecular function (GO): misfolded protein binding; ubiquitin-specific protease binding
Source: RefSeq, a predicted model, not a curated record
CAACGUAGCAACACCGAAGCGAAUUGUCAAAAACAACAAAAUCAUCCUCUUGUCUUGUUGGUUGAAUAUUCUCGACAAAUUCUCUAAGUACACGUGUACCUACAAUUUAAUGUUAAUAAUUUCAUCAUUAGUAUCUAUUUAUGGUCAAAAGAUCGCUGAGUGUUGUGGUCUAGAGUGUUGUGGAAACUGUUUGUAACCUUUUUCGUUUGUGACCCAAUUGUUUGUGUUUACAUACUAAAAUGUCUGAAUUUCGGGACUGGUACCAGAGUGUACCGUUCUUCACUCGUUACUGGCUGACUUUGACAAUAGGACUUAGUUUAUUGGGCCGCUUUGGACUGCUAAACUAUUACCACUUGGUACUCGACUUCUAUGCCAUAGUCAAUAACUUCCAGAUAUGGCGGCCGCUGACAGCAUUAUUCUUCUACCCGAUCAGUCCAGGCUCUGGUUUCCACUUCCUGAUCAACUGCUACUUCUUGUACAACUACUCGCAGAGACUUGAGAUGGGAAUGUUUGCCGGAAAACCUGCGGACUACUUCUAUAUGCUGCUGUUUAACUGGGCUUGCUGUGUGUUUGUUGGACUGCUUGUUGGCUUGCCUAUUCUUAUGGACCCCAUGGUUCUGUCAGUGCUGUAUGUCUGGUGCCAGCUGAACAAGGAUGUCAUCGUAUCAUUCUGGUUCGGAACUCGGUUCAAGGCUAUGUACCUGCCAUGGGUACUUCUUGCUUUCAACCUUAUCAUUAGCGGCGGUGGUGUCAUGGAACUGCUGGGUAUCCUGAUCGGUCACCUGUCAUUCUUCCUGCUCUUCAAAUACCCGCAAGAGUUUGGUGGCCCAGCCCUCCUUACACCUCCUGCUUUCUUAAAACAGAUAUUCCCCGACACAAGGUACGUGGGUGGUUUCGGCACCGCGCCCCAGGCUAGGGUGCCCGCGAGGCCGGGCGGGACUGUGUUCGGCGGACACAACUGGGGCAGAGGCCAAGCCCUCGGCGGGAACUGAUUGAACAACGUCUAAGUCAUAUAGUGAGAGACAUUUUCUUAGAGAAUACCAAGUGUCCCGGUUUCAAGAUGUGAUUAUGGAGUCACUACUGUCAUUUUUAACCGCUUGUAUAAUAUAAAUUAAUUAUUAAUACGUUGCGUUUUUCUUUGUUUUUAUUUUGUUAAGUAAUGUUCAUGAUCACAACUUGAAAGUUAGAGAUACGAAUGUUUACUAUAAAGUUAAAAAUAUCGAUGUUUGGAAAACAUAUUGUUUUCUGAAAGCUUUAUUUGGUGGUGUUUUAUAUUAACUUUAUAGUGGAGUUCAUUUUGUGGAAUAGGGUUUGUGCUCAUUGAAAUGUGUUUGUAUAAGUAUGUAAAGACUCAAUGAUGAUUCUUCAUGUUCAUAUUUUAAUAAGAAAUAUAUUUAAAAUGUGGAUACAGACAGACCCGAGACUGUUAUUUUAUUCCCUAUCACUUACCUAUGUAAUAUAUGGACUUCAUGUACCGCUUAAAGAAAUUUUUCUUUCAUUAUAUUUAGUGCAAUAUAGAUGAAAUUUUUCUUUCAUUAUAUUUAGUGCAAUAUAGAUGAAGUUUUUUUUAUUGAACAAGAAUCAUAUCGACUUGGUACCUACUGUCUGUCUGAAUACACAAAAAAGAUAUGUAUGGAACUAAGAAAAUGCUAUGUUUUAAAUCUGCUCAAAGGUUUCUAUGUUAUUCAAAAUCGAAUUAUUGUUUAAUUAAUUACAUUAUUUUUUGUUACUGAUGCAUAAGGCUAUAUUUAAAUGAAUUAUUAACACAUGGCUCCGAAAUGAAGCACACAGAUUACUUUGUAAUAAUAAAUCUAUUAACAAUAUAUAAUUUUAUCUAAAGAUAGCAUUUUCAGUAUACCUUUGUAUUACCAACUAUGUAUAGUAAAUAUGCAAUAAUAUAACACUUGUCACUUGAAACUAGGUAUUGUGUGUGAAAAGUUUAUUUUACUGGAAUGUAAUUAUUUUUUUAAAUAAGGUAACAUGCACACAUUUGUGUAUAUAAGUGUAUACAAUCAACGAAUGGGUUGAAAAUGGGAAUUUAUAAAAGCUCCAGGUGUUCACGUGCGAAUCUCGGGAACUCUUGUAUGGAAAUGGAAUAAAUAAAGUUGAACAUAAAAAAAAAUCAAAACCUUCUGCUAUUAGGGAAGACCCGUUUCCCAUUUUCAUAGUUUACGUUAGAUUUAGAUAUUCAUUUAGAAUUACGCAUCUCCACUGAGCCCUGCAUUUAUUUUUCAAAAAGACUAAUAUAGAAGGAGUUAGGCCUUUAUUUCUAUGUCACCCAUUCACUUUUCAUCCAGUUUCACUGGUACCUGUAAUUUCAUGAAUUGACUCUCAACUCCUAGUCUUUUGACGAAGAUUUGAAAAUAUUAUUAUCAUAGAUUAGAUAUAUUUCUGUAACAAAAUUGUCAACAUUGUUUUAACAAUAAAACACAAGGAUUA